Cherax quadricarinatus is the source of this 6125-nucleotide messenger RNA. The record is from RefSeq and is a predicted model, not a curated record. NCBI's taxonomy places the organism in Eukaryota, Metazoa, Arthropoda, Malacostraca, Decapoda, Parastacidae.
GUUUGGUGAGUCAGGUGGUGAGGUAGACAUGGGUGCUGAGGCUCACUAGGACUUCCUCAGUCUUCCCUCACUCAGUCCUCCAACAGCUCCUGUGACUGACGGAGCCUCGCAGGGAGUACUCGUCAGUAUGUGGUGCUGUGUCAAGUUAUUGUUGGUGGUGUGUGUGGUGGUGGACUUAAGCGUGGCUCAGCAUGGGGUGGCCCUACCUGGGCUGCAUCAGGUGAACACUGGGGUGCCACUCCAACCCGUUGGUGCCAGGGCUCCACACCAGGGUAAUGGGCACCAGGCACCCAACUUCAAUCCCGUGUUUCAUGGAGAUACAGAGACUGUAGUUGUACCCCUGAGGGAGGGGGCAGGUGUCCCCUUGCCAGUCCUAGGUCCCGGUGGGGGCACUGCCCCACCUUCUCCAGGGGUGCCGCCAUAUGAGACUGUAAGAACAGGAGGUGUUCCCCUCCAUCAGCCAACUGGUCUACCUGGUGGUGGUCUUGGUGGUAUUAGGCCUGUGAGAGACCCAGAGCUGGAUGAGAAUGUGCAGCGUGCUGUCAGACUGUCAGCGGUGCAGAGCCACUUGCAGCUCAAGACGGAAGCUGAUUCUGCUGUAAAGAUCAUAGAAAUUGUCAGUGCUCACAAACAGGUUGUGGCUGGUCUGCUUGUGUAUCUCACUCUGCGAGUUGGGGAAACAAAGUGCCCAAUAGGAGCCCCGGAUCUUCAUGUUUGUCCUUUGGACAAUUCAGAAGAUACACACAUCUGUGAAAUUGUGAUAUGGGACAGGCCAUGGCUCAAUAUUUCAAAGGUUAUUGAUGAGAAGUCUAGGUGUGCUGAAACUGAAGACGACAAUGACUUCAAUAGCUGGGGAGUGUUCACCCCUCUUGUGUCCUCACACUCUGAAAUACCUGUGCAGGUGCUUCCACAAGACAUUGAUGAACAGCAGCUGGGCAUUGAGGCAUUUAAUUACAUAGAUCGUGGAUCAGAAUCCAAGUUCAGGGGAGAGAUGAUCACAUUUGACCUUGGGAACAUGAUGUUUGACCCAGUGAGUAACACAACUAAGGUGCAAGUAAACGUGGAGUAUGGUUUCCAACUUUGCCUCAGGUCUGUUGAGGAGAAGACCGAUCCCAGAGUAUGCCCUCGGGAUGGUCAGCGAGAUCACUACAUCUGCUCUGUAAUUGUUGUUCACAACCCCAAUCACAUAUCAGCUCUUGAAGUAGUACCUCUCCUGGAGGACGAUGAUGACAUUCGUUGUGAGAAGAAGCGAGGUGUAGAGGAGGAAUUAGUCGUCCCUGUUCAAGCUCCUUGCCUAGGUUGUCCACAACCAGCUCCUCUUAAUGAUCCCACCAUCAUGGAAAUUGCGGACUUUGCUCUUAAAGAGUAUGACAGGACUGCUACUGAUGAAGAGGAUCUUCAUCUUGUUCUUCGGCUCAUCAAGGCCCAAACUCAGGUGGUUGCUGGCCUCAAGUACUACCUCACUGUUGAACUGGCAGAAACAGAUUGCAAAAAAACUUUGACCGGUGUUGAUGUCAAUCGAACUUUCUGUAUGCAAGAUCAUGAUGAGGAGACGAAAAUCUGUGACCUACACGUGGUUGACCAGCCUUGGAUUCCUGCCAGAGAUCUUGUUGCUGCACAAUGCUAUGAUAAGGAUGAUUAUCCAGCCUCGAACCAGGAUGAAUUCAUUGUUCCAAUUGCUCUUGGAACAGGCCUUAGCUCUGCACCUCAUGGAUCAGCACCUUCUUUCAGGCCUCAAUCCUCACUGUUGGGUGGUCACAGACCUGUGGAGGUUGAUGCUCAGACAAUGGAAGUUGUGAAAAUGAUUGUGGAUGAAUAUAACAAAAGAGAGGAUGAUUCUGAAUAUUUCAAGCUGGUGAAGGUUCAUGAAGCAUCCUCACAGGUCGUGUCAGGGAGGAAGUACACUCUUGUAGUUGAGUUGGGAGAAACCAACUGUCACAAGCUUGACCCAGCACUUGGCAAUGGAGAGCAUUGCUUGCUAGACCCCACAGAGGAGCAUGAGGUGUGCAAGGCAGUGGUUCACGAACAAGCAUGGCUUCAGACUUCAGAUUUCCGCAGGAUCUUGUCUCUUACUUGUGAUGACCUGGAUGAUUACUUAGAGCAGCAACUCUUGCCCACCCACAAUUCUUUCGACUUUACGAAUCAUCCCUUCCUGAAUGUUACACAAGACACCCAUGCUGGUUUUCAAGUAGUUGCCAAAAAUGAUUCCAAUGUGCAGAAAACUGCUGCUUUUGUAACAGAACAGUAUAACCUCCGAGGUGAUGAAGACGAAUUGUAUACCUUAACACAGAUCAUCAGUGCUUACCAGCAGGCUGCAUCAGGUGGUAUAAAUUAUCAUUUGGAAAUUGAGCUGGCUGAGACUCGCUGUAAGAAGUACCUUCCAAUUGCUGAUCUUAAUCGCUGCCCUCUUGAUCAUGGUGAAGAGAGAGAAGUAUGCCAAGCAGAAAUCUUUGUGCCUCAUGGACCUGGUGGCAACAGACAGGUUAACAAACUCUACUGUGAUGAUAUGAGUGAAUACUACACAAGAAAGAUUAGAGGCAAGUUUGGUCCAACAAGUGCCUUCUCACAGCAAGCAGUUGGAUCUGGCCCACAUAAUGGACAAUGGACUGCUGCUGAUGUCAAUGAUAAAAGUCUUGUCAAGUUGGGUCACCUGAUUGCUGAUGAGUUUGACUCAAGAUCUGACGAAGAUAACUUGUUCAUCUUCCAUAAACUCUUACAGGCUCGUAAGCAGGUUGUUUCAGGACUUAAUUAUCACUUAGUUGUUGAGCUGGUGCAUACAGUGUGUCCCAAGUACAAGCGACGCAUCGACAAGACUCGCUGUCUGCCAGACAUUGGUGAAGAACACAAGGUGUGUGAGGCACAUGUUUUGACACAGCCUUGGCUCAAGAGAAAAGUUGUGACUAAUCUCCGAUGUGCUGAGAAAGAUGAUUUCUUUAAAGCAGAUGAUUCUGUUGAAGUUUUGUAUCCCAGUGUGCAUCCAACUGCUCAUGCCAGGCCAGUGUUCCAAAGUCAGUUUUUGGUCAGAGACAGUGUGGAGAGUGAUGAAAGCAAUGAGCGUUUCUACGACCCAUCCAGGGGGACAUCUAGCACCAGCCACGAGUCCAUCGAAGAUCGGUCUGAUGAAGUAACUAAGCGCUUCUAUCAUCCUUCUGGUCGGACAAACUUCCGGCGCCACGACACUGAAGAAGAUGAUUCUGACGAGCUUCCAAGCUUUAGAGAUAGGAGAUCUGCAACAGGUGGAUAUUCACCUGUAAAUGUCUCUGACCCAAAAGUCAUUGAAUUAGCAGCAUUUGCUUUGAAAUCCAUGGAUGCAAUUUCUGAUGAUCCUGAAGUCAGAGUUGUUGAAAAUGUGAUCAGUGCUCAAAAUCAGGUAGUUGCAGGUCUUAACUGGAAGUUGCAAAUAUUGGUGAGCUGGACAUCUUGUCUAAAGGAAGAUCAAAUUGAAGACUUGAGAACCUGCAGUAAGAAUACAAACAAACCCAGCAGUAAAUGUGAUGUUACUAUUUAUGAAAAAUCAUGGGAAGAUUAUAUAGAAGUAACUGAAAUGGCAUGCACACCUGUGACAGGCAAACAGUGAGUGGUGAACAAAUUUAUUUAAGAGAAGUUUAGCAUUACCUUCGACACUUGCAGAAUAUGUGAACGCUUUAUUUUUCUUUGUGGGAGAAAGAGAGGAUUGAAUUAAUGUUAUUGUCGUGCAUAUUUUGUAGUCUUAGUAUGUUGCUGUAAAAUAAUUUAAACAGUGGACCAUAAAAUACUGACUGCAUCCAUAUCACACCCAUAAAUUUGAGAUGGAAACUAAAUGACAUUUCAGUCCAUCCUGUACCAUUAUUGAGUUGACCUCGUAGUGAACCAGGAUGGAUGGAAAUGGCAUUUAAUUUCAUUUACAGUUUACGGGCUUGGCGUGAAUUGUUCUAGCCACAGUAUUGUGACUUGUUCUCCACUGAUUGCAUGACAUUAUGUAGAGUUGUUUGUAACAAACAUGUAUACCGGGGAAACUUGUGUAACAUAUUACGCGAGUUUAUAUUUUAGUAAGAUUACAACCUUAAAUAAAUAUUGUAUAUGGCCAAAGCCUUUAUAUUAUAGGAAAAUUUAUUUGUACUGCAAAAGGAAAGUUGUAAUGCUAGAACAGAACUGGAGAAAGACUAAUGCAGUAUGUGAUCCUUUAUUGACGUUUUGCCCAUGCAGUGGGCUUUAUCAAGUCAAAUAGAUCUGCCUUGAGAGGGAGGUUGAGCCUAUACAUAGGGAGCUUAGCGAGGUGAAGAGAUGGGCUAGGGUGGCUUUGAACUUGAGUUGGAUAAAUAGAAGACAGGACUUUAUAGGAACCUGUCUAGCAUGGGGCCAGCAGGCCUACUGUAGUGCUCCUCCAUAUUUAUGGGAUACUGAACUAGAAAUUUCCUGUCAAAAGGCUCAGUUAUGUUGUAGAAGCUGAAAUUGUUGGCUAUGCUAAUGAGUGACAAUAAGAUCCUGCAUAUCAUGGUGUCUUCUUUCUUAGCAAUGAGUUAUUAUUAUUAUUAUAAUCAAAAAGAAGCGCUAAGCCACAAGGGCUAUACAGCUUGGCAACGAGUUGUAUGCCUUUGUAAUUAAUGAGGUGGUUGUGAAAGUUUGUGUCAAACACAGGCAUUUUUUUAAAGGUCUUUUCUGCUUGCACAUUGGUGUUUAUUAUUAUUAUUAUUAUUAUAAUCAAAAAGAAGCGCUAAGCCACAAGGGCUAUACAGCACAUUGGUGUUUAGAAUGUGUGUUCUGGAUGUUCUGACCACACAUAUUCUGUCAAUCAUUAAGAUUGUGUAUACCCUUGAGUGGUUUGAACUUUGUAGUCUUACUGGUGAUGUCCUUGAAUGUAAUGAAGACAGUGACUGUGGAUACUUGAAGUUUAGUGGAGAGAAUAUUGGUAAUCUCCAUGGGGAAGUGGAACAGGAUUCUUCCUCCGUAAGCCAUGAACAUCAUAAGAGGUGACUAAAAUGCCGGGAGCAGGGGGCUAGUAACCCCCCUUCUCCUGUAUACAUCACUAAAGUUAAAAAGGAAAAGUUUUGUUUUUCUUUUUGGGCCACCCUGCUUCAGUGGGAUAAGGCCAGUUUGUUGAAAAAAUUAGAAUAUUGGUAAUGUUUGACAAUGAAUGUGUUAGGGAGGACUAUCUUCUUUCAGUGGUGCCCUAUCUAGGCAAUUUUAAGAUUUUAUGUGGACAGCAUCUACAGUCUCCAAGACCAGAUUUCAAGUAGCCACCAUUUUCUGUACUACAAUCAAGGACAUCAUUGAGAGUUACCACUAAGAAGUUCAAACCAAUGCAGGAUAUACACAAUCCCUUGCAAAAAUUGUAACAAAAUAUAUGUGGGCAAAACGUCAAAAGACCACACACACACACACACACACUUCUGAUCGCCAAUACGCCAGCAGAAAUGGAGACUUAAACAACGCUGUUUUCACACACACUCCCACAACCACUUAAUUACAAGAAUGCACAAAUCUUUGACAAGAAGACACCCAAAGAUACAGGAUGUCAGAUUAUUAUUAUAAUCAAAAAGAAGUGCUAAAGCAGGAUGUCAGAAUCAACCUAACCAAUAAUAUCAACCCUAAUGGCUUUUACAACAUAGCCGAGUCUCUUGCCAGGAAACUUUUAUGCUGGUAUACCACAUAGCAAUAGUUCAUUAAUAUGGAGGAGCACUGCAGUGGGCUUGCUGGCUCAUGCAUCCCAAACUCAACUUUCCAGUCAUAUAUUUGCUCAACCUAAGUUUAAAGCUACCAAGGUUAUAGCUACAAAAUGCCUAACCUGACUCCUCACUUCACUACAAUCCCUAUAUAUAGGCUCAUCCUCCCUCACUAGGCAGAUCAGUUUGUGACUUGAUAAAGUCCACUGUUUUUCUCCAUCUUGUAUUUUAUACCACCUCUUUCCAAAAUAUCAUCUAUUAGUAUAGGCAGUAGGCCAAAUGGCACUAGUAUUAAACUGGUCAGCACAGGUAGUAAUGGGUUGGCCAUGGUCAGCCUUGCAAGCAUUACCGUGGAAGAAGUGGUGGUAUCCUCUUGCAUUGAUGGUCAUUUUCUUCGGUCACAUUCACCCAGCAGUGCCACUUCGUGGUCUGUCACAUUUUCUUGAACUUCAUAUUAUCCUUUUAAUAAAUGCUAUUUUCCCA